CUCCGUGCCGCUAUAAAACCUCUCCUCCCUCGUCCAUGCGCCGUUGACAGUGCAGUACACACUCAUUGGCCACUUUCCCUUCUUCCACCGCUAUACCUUCCCUUCCUCCAUGGCUUCAGAAUCUCUGCAAUGCAAGGUUUUGGCUCUCAGAGUGUCCAUCCACUGCGAGGGAUGCAAGAAGAAGGUGAAGAAGGUGCUCCAGAGAGUUGAAGGCGUGUACAGAUGCGACGUCGAUGGCCGGAGCAACAAGGCGACGGUCACCGUCACCGGCAAGGUCAGCGCCGACACUCUCGUAAGGAAGCUGAGGAGGGCCGGGAAGCACGCCGAGCAAUGGCCGGAGGAGCAGCAGCAGCAGCAACCCAAUGGUGGUCAGUGCCAAGAAGAAACCAAGAACCAAGCUGCCGAGCCGGGCAUGUCCGGCGAGCCGGCUGAGCCGGAGAAGCCGGCGUCCGGCGACGCCGCGGAGCCAAGCGACCCAAAGGUGACGCAUGAAGAACCCAAGAAGGUCGCCGGCGAGGGCGCCGCCGCCGUGGCGCCGGCUGAAGACGGUGGCACGGAGAUCACCGACGCCAAUGUCAGUGAGAGCGCCGGCGACGGCGGCGGCGGCGGCGGCGGCGUCGAGACGGUCAAGGCGCAGCAGCCCAGUGAGCCCAAGAGGAGAAGGAAGCAGCAGCCGCCGCAGCAGCAGAAAGAGGAGAAGGCAGGUGAAGCCACCAUGGCCACGGCGGCGGCGGCGGCGGCAUCAACGCAGGGCAACCACACGAGCCACCACUUCCCGGCGGCGCCAUUGCAGCAGCAGCCGGUGCACGUCAUGAGCUACAACGUGGCGCGGCCGAGCUCGAGCGCGGCGUACUACGCCGCCGCGCGUCCUGCAUCCGCCGCGAGGCCUCCACCUCCAUUGCCGCCGGCGCCGCCGCAGGAGCACUCGUACGCGUACUCGCCGUACUACUCGCAGUCUCAGCCGUCGCCUUACCGCUACGGCGGCUACUACAGCUACUACUACUACGGCGGCGGCGGCGGCGGCGGUGGCGGCGGCCAGAGGACGCCGCAGAGGAGCGCGGCCUCGCCGGCGAGGAACUCCUACGGCGACCUUUUCAGCGACGACAACGCCAACUCUUGCAGCGUCAUGUGAAACCAAGCUCGAAAAAAUUAAUUCAGAUUACAUGUUUAGACUUGCUAAACUUAUCUAGUAUUAUAAGCAGGUUUAAGUCGUAUUGCUACUAAUGUAGAAAUUAAUUUCAAAGGUAGCUGUUGUAUUAGUUGUUGUCAGAUGAUUCUCUCACUUGAGAUGUUGAGCAAAAGGCAGGUCUUGUUGUAGUAACAUUUUGUAAGGUGACAUGCCUGAGCUUUUGAUGACUAUUUGCAACUAGAACAACAGGUUCUUGAAUUAUUUUUC
Oryza sativa Japonica Group (Japanese rice) is the source of this 1396-nucleotide messenger RNA. RefSeq names its product heavy metal-associated isoprenylated plant protein 35. NCBI's taxonomy places the organism in Eukaryota, Viridiplantae, Streptophyta, Magnoliopsida, Poales, Poaceae. Gene Ontology annotation, molecular function: metal ion binding. The record is from RefSeq and is a predicted model, not a curated record.